Messenger RNA from Vigna radiata var. radiata (mung bean), 553 nucleotides. RefSeq lists its product as uncharacterized. The record is from RefSeq and is a predicted model, not a curated record. Lineage: Eukaryota; Viridiplantae; Streptophyta; Magnoliopsida; Fabales; Fabaceae. The coding region runs from base 7 to 444 and encodes 145 amino acids. The transcript is spliced from 3 exons.
AGGAAUAUGCCAAAGCAACAGCGUGGUCUUGCCUCAAGGAGAAACCUCGAGAGGCUCAAGCUGGAAUUGAGCAGCAUCAAACAAGGAGUUCAGUCUUACGAACUGGUGCAGGGAAAUAAUGCAACUUGGGGAUUUCUUAGAUAUGGUAUUGGGGAGGAACAUCACCAAACCGAACCAGAUCAUGGUGCUGAGUUUAAUAAAGGAAAUUGUUCAGUGGUGAAUUACACAGAUGAGGAAACAGUGGUUGACAUGAAAUUUCCUGCAAGAGGAAGCAAAGUUGAAGUAGUGCCUGAUCCACUUUUGGCACAGUUUAUCCCCAAUGUGUCUGCUCCAAAAUCCAGUGAUAUCCACGGUGGUGAAGGUUUCUCCAGCAAUGUCUCAGAUGUUUCCAAUGUAAGAGGGAUUGAAGUGAAGUUGCAGCAGGCACAUCAACGUGAUAUUUGAGUCUUGGCUUGGAUGAGAUAGAGAAGAAGAUUCAACGUUCAUUAGAUGACUUAAGAUUCUAUGUUUCUGGUUUUCUGUUUAGAUUAAUUUAAUUUCGUGAUGUCAUUUG